CGAUCUUGAUUGUUAUCUAUAUUUAUGUAGCAUUCAGUCUGGAAUGGGGGAAUGUUCUCGUGAUAUCCAAACAAACGCAACGCCCCCAAAUACAGAGGGAACAAUUUUCUGAAAACUCACAAACAAAAUUCAGUUGAAGAUUCAUUCGUUUGGCAUCAUGUGGUGGUCGGUGCCGUUGCCCAUUGUGGGCCUGAUCUUGAUCACUGGCCAAGUUGCGACAGCCACAAAGUGGUAUAGCGGUGGUGCAGACUUCAAUAGUCCUUCCGCCUGGGUGGAUGACUAUAUGCCCUGUCCGGAAGACUUGGUGGUGUUUCCCAAGUAUUUUCCUGCUGUUCUUCCACUGCCUGAGGAAAUCUCCAUUGACGGCAUAGUGUUCCCCAGGGAUGGGGCCAUACUGAUUGCUGAGGAGUCUACCAUAACCUUUGGCGCUCCAAGGAAUGCCAAGUGUGACAGCGAUGAAAAAACAGCCCAUCUGAAGCCGCCAAAAUCAAGUAAAUGGUUUGAUCCACACACCUGGAAAUGGGCGGACAUAUCGAAGAGUGUAUCAUCCCCCGUCCCGGAGUUGGAGCGGGUGCCCUGCGACGAUGAGCAGGUCAUUGUCAAGGGUCAUGCUCCACUCGCCUUCGAUCUGGAGAAUGUGCAGCACCUCCGGUUGGGGCAAUUGAUUCUAGCUGGCUCCUCCAUCUCCAAGUUCUAUUUGGAGCAGCUCUUAGCCCGAGAUCUGGGAAGGUUCCUCUUCCACAACGCUCUGGAUGUCCAAGUGGAGUAUUACCGCGGAGAGUUGUGUGGCUGCCACAAGGACUUUGAUCGGCUCAUUGAGCCUGUCUGCCACAAUGUCAAGGAGCAGUGCGAAGCACCACAUUGCCUCUCGCCAGUUCGUCCCUUUGGUUCCUGUUGCCUGAUCUGCGGUGCUGUCCUUACGAUGCCCCGGCAGCACUGCUCCGAGGAGGAUCGAAAGACCCUGCAAAACCAACUCAAUUCAAUGAUCACCAAGCAGGAUCUGGCGGCUGAGAUUCAACUCCAUGUGGAUUAUGUGAGCUCUGAGCAGUAUGGCAGUUUCCUUCAGGCCAUUGUCACGGAUCGUGGUGGCUAUAGCGAGAGGAGUGUUGAGUUCAUGCAAUACCUGUCCCAGCAUCGCAAUCAGAGCACGUUUCUGGCCAAGCAGAGUGGCUUAGAGCUGAAGUCAUCCGGUCGUCCACACAACCCGAAUGUCAGCUUUGCCUCCGUCCUCCUGAUACUCUUUUGCAUGGCACUGGUGGGCGUUGUGAGUGUCAUUAUUUUGGCCCACUUUAUGCCGGAGAAUCCUUACCUGAAUCGCAUUCCCCAAUGGAUCCACGAUCCCCGUCGCUGGCGGUGGCGUCACUUGGGAGUGAGGCUGCGCCGUAAUCCCCUCUUCAAUCGUUUUGAGAAUGUGGUAGCUGGUGCCGGCUCCAUCGAAGACCCUCUCGGUGGUGUUGUUGGGGUGGAUCGCGUUACUGUGAUGGGCUACGAUCCCGGCAACGAUGAGGUGAGGGAAAGGUCCUUUGACAAUCCCAUGUUCGAGCAGGGGGCUGCACAGGUAGCUUCCAGAGCGGAGGCUCCCAAAGAAUCACCUCAGGAUCAGCCAGAUUUGAUGGUUGCUCCUAAAAUGGAGACCGGUGACCUGGACAACUGUAGUGUGGAGGAGCAGGAGCUAACCGAAAUCAAUUUGGAAUCUUCAGAGGGCGAAACGGAUGAGGAGGCGCAAAUAUAGCAUUAAAGCAUAUAUUGUUUGGUUAUUUAUAUUAUCAGAGACCAAUCGAUAAAUUACAACAAGAAAAACACCUCUUCUGGCUAA
Molecule: messenger RNA, 1816 nt
Organism: Drosophila pseudoobscura
Lineage: Eukaryota; Metazoa; Arthropoda; Insecta; Diptera; Drosophilidae
Gene: Amnionless
Product: amnion associated transmembrane protein
Exons: 1
Coding region: 158-1732 (524 amino acids)
Biological process (GO): receptor-mediated endocytosis; intracellular protein localization
Cellular component (GO): endocytic vesicle; apical plasma membrane
Source: RefSeq, a predicted model, not a curated record